This is a messenger RNA of Zasmidium cellare ATCC 36951, 1494 nucleotides long. RefSeq lists its product as uncharacterized. Bases 1 to 1494 code for a protein of 497 amino acids. Lineage: Eukaryota; Fungi; Ascomycota; Dothideomycetes; Mycosphaerellales; Mycosphaerellaceae. The record is from RefSeq and is a predicted model, not a curated record. The transcript has 2 exons.
AUGUUAGUGCUGUUCGCAUAUGCCUUUGCAGUUGCUCUCCCCGGCCUCGCGCUAUUCCUUGCCGCAGACGUGAAGCAACGAAACGGUCUCUUAAGCAAAUUCGGUAUAGGACGGCGGCGACUUCAAAGUUCAUUCACUCCACCACAAGAUCUGUCGGCACAGGCGCAAGGUCUUCCACCAAAUGAGAAGCCUUCGUCCUCCCCAAGCUAUAAGGAAACUUUUCCGCCGAGUAGAAGACAUGUUCUAGCAGAGCUUCCUAAUGGGUCCUUGAAAGGCCCUGGGAAGUCAGGAGAAGAGCUUGGUCAACUGCCUCCGGAUUAUAGCAAGCUUACACCAGACAAGGAGACGGCCACAGUAACUCAACAUAAAGAUCAUGUCACAGCGACUGGAUUUACUGUUGAGGAGAUUGAACGAUUGGGCGAUUUCCCGGACUACGCAACACUCAGCGGGGUGCCAGCUCCAGAACCGUAUGAAGACUUUGAUAUCAACAAGGCUCUGCCAAGGCCAUAUCGUCCGUUCAGAUGGGCGUAUCAUCAGACUAUGUCACUCACCAAGCUCGAACCAGAUUGGUGGCUCGAACUUUACAAAGACUAUGCGGAUGUGAUACGACAACGAGAAGAGCUGUUUGAGACAUGGGGCCCUCGCGUCAUCCAGACUUUGCCAGGAUCUGAGAUUGCAGCAAAAGAGUUGAUGGAGAUGUGCCUUCAGUUCUUGUGUGCCCGAUACCCUCAAUGCUUCAGGCUGGAUUUGGAGAGCAUGGUCUUUCACAACAGUAUCCUGAAUACGCAGACCGAUCUGAAAUCGACACCACCGAUGCAUGUGCUCCUACACAACGUGCCAGAGGAUUUCGCCAUGAUGAUUCGAGACCCAGAGACUGGCAUAUACUCCUUCCGCGGCGGCAUUAUCAUGAGCAGUCUAGGCUGGGAUCUUGGCUCGAAAAUCGGCUUGAAGCUUCACGAGAUCCACGAACCAAUCCCUGACUACAAAGAGAAGAUGCAGUUCAGCAUGGACAGAUACUUCGCCAAGAAACCAACCGACAAGGCGAUCCAGCGAGGCUCCUGGGGACUGGAAAUCGACAGACCACUCUACAUGCCGCCAGGAGACUCGCACGAGCAACACCGCGAGCAGCAAAAUCCAAGCCACACUCUCGACCAAAUCCACCUGCGAGUCGACUGGCAGACUCUCCGAAGACUCCCUCUCUCAGGCGCUGUGGUUUUCAACUUCAAAGGCCUGUUUACGCCCAUCACCGAAUUCCGCGAUGAGCCUUACAUUCCCACGUUGAUACUGAAGGUCUUGCGAGAGGGCAAGAAGAACUUAAUGGAGUACAAGUCCACAUGGCAUACCGAGCAUGUUGCGAUUCCUGCGCUGGAGGAGUAUGAGAAGGAGCAGAUUGAGAAAGGGUUGAUGGAGAGGGAUUGGGAGCCGCAUACGUUGGAUGAGUCGCCGCUUUAUCCUGGUUGGGAGGAGAAGUGGCAUCGGCAGCAGGGGUUUUGA